Molecule: messenger RNA, 2421 nt
Organism: Anopheles nili
Lineage: Eukaryota; Metazoa; Arthropoda; Insecta; Diptera; Culicidae
Product: hippocampus abundant transcript 1 protein
Exons: 10
Coding region: 1-2421 (806 amino acids)
Biological process (GO): transmembrane transport
Cellular component (GO): membrane
Molecular function (GO): transmembrane transporter activity
Source: RefSeq, a predicted model, not a curated record
AUGGAGCACUCCUCUAAGUUCUUGGUCGGGGAUGGUACCGGUGAUAGCAGCCACGAGGUCACUUCUGGUUUCGGACCGGUCCAUCCCGCGCGGCCAGCUGGCGGGAAUGCGUGUGAUGCGGAUGUCUGUGAUAGAAGUAACGUGGUUACUAUGGAUGAUGGUGACGAGAUGCGGCUGAUGAAGAUCGGUGCGGGUUCGCCGCAGACCUCCAGGCUGCCAUUGGAAGCGGGAAUGAACGAGGACAACUGCACGGAUACGGACGAUCAGAAUAGUAAUUAUCUAAGCAUUAGCAACAGUCGUAGCAGCAGCUGCUUCGACCUGCCCGGCGAAUCGGCACCGAUGAUGGUGCACGCGAUCGAAGUUGAUGAAAGCAGGGUGACGUUAGUGAACGAGCGAUAUGUUCAGUCGCAGGGUGCCACACCUGUGGUGACACCGGAGAUGAAACUCGCGGGAGCUACUGGACUGGGUGGAAGCAAUAAAACCAACGCCACUAAUUCGUUACCCGGGGAACGCGAGUACGACGGCGCCGAUGGGGAUGAGGACGAGGACGAGGACUCGUCCAUGCUGACUCAUUCGGCAGCAACGACGGCCACAGUUUCCUCGAACAAAUCGCGGCUGUUCGUUGGUGGCGAGCAGCAACCGCGUAGUAGCGAUCCGGAAGCUGGCAUUUGUUGUAACAUCGUAGACAAUCCGGUGAGCGAGGCGACAACGCUGGACAUCGGACGUGGUACGGUGGCUACCAGUGAGCAGGAUGGUUCGCAUCGUCCAGGUUCUGCUGGUGUACCCAACGGUGGAGGUAACUCGCAUGCCCGAGUUACAACCACACCUUCGAACCUGAGCAACUGCAGCGGAUUACCGACCGUGACUAUGGUGCAGUUGAAGCAGAGCAAAAAUGUCAUCUAUUUCCUGCGAUUGAUCUUCAAUCACUGCAAGAGUUCCGGAAUAGGAGAACCGAGCGUUUAUCAUGCCUUAGUAGUAAUAUUUUUGGAAUUCUUCGCCUGGGGUCUUUUAACGAUGCCCGUCAUAAACGUUCUUAAUCAAACCUUCCCAGAUCACACCUUCCUAAUGAAUGGCCUUGUAAUGGGCAUCAAGGGUAUACUAUCAUUCCUGAGCGCCCCCCUGAUUGGGGCCCUUUCGGACGUGUGGGGCCGAAAGUUCUUCUUACUAAUUACGGUAUUUUUCACCUGCGCCCCUAUACCACUCAUGUCGAUCAACUCGUGGUGGUUCUUUGCAAUGAUCUCAAUCAGUGGUGUGUUUGCGGUAACGUUUUCCGUCGUGUUCGCGUACGUUGCUGACGUGACGACGGUGGAGGAUAGAUCCCGAGCGUACGGUUUGGUGUCGGCCACCUUUGCCGCCAGCUUGGUAAUUUCACCCGCCCUUGGAGCUUACCUGAACGACAAAUACUCGGAACCGCUAAUCGUAGCGCUUGCUACGGCAAUCGCAGUGUUGGAUGUGUUUUUCAUAUUGGUUGCGGUUCCAGAAAGUUUGCCGGAAAAGGUGCGCCCCAGCUCUUGGGGUGCGCCGAUCAGCUGGGAGCAGGCAGAUCCGUUUGCGGCACUCCGUAAGGUUGGUCUGGAUCAAACGAUUCUGAUGCAGUGUGUUACGGUGCUUCUCUCCUAUCUGCCGGAAGCAGGACAAUAUUCUUGCAUUUUCGUCUAUCUCAAACUGAAAAUGCAUUUCAGCUCGAUCGACGUGUCGAUCUUCAUUGCAGUCGUCGGUAUACUAAGUAUACUGACACAGGUCAUCUUGGGUGAUCUGAUGAAGGCACUUGGUGCGAAGCGUACAAUAAUAAUAGGAUUACUGUUCGAAAUGUUGCAACUGCUUUGGUAUGGUUUUGGCAGUCAAACUUGGAUGAUGUGGGCAGCGGGUAUCCUUGCUUCGUUAGCGUCAAUUACGUAUCCGGCAAUUAGUGCAUUCGUGUCGAUACACUCCAACCCGGACCAACAAGGUGUGGUUCAGGGUAUGGUGACGGGAAUGCGCGGUUUGUGCAACGGUCUAGGGCCAGCGAUGUUCGGCGUCAUUUUCUACGUGUUCCACGUGGAUCUGAACGAUGAGCACAACGCAGCGAGUCACGGUUUGAACGGUGGUGCCAUGGGUGCUGUUGCUGGCGGUGGAGUUUUUGACGGGUCUGAUGCGAAGUUUGUCCGCAACGAAACGUUGCUUGGAGGCUCAGUUCACCAUCACAUCGAGGACGAGUACUCGCAACUAAUGCCGGGUCCCCCAUUCGUUUUCGGUGCACUGAUGGUCAUCUGCGCGAUCGCUGUUGCGGCCUUUAUUCCUGAGGCACCGAGCGACAACAUUCGGCGGCCAUCGGGUGAGAAAAAAAGGCUUUCGUUGGAUGGUGACUACGAGUACGAGCGUGGACGAAAAGUUGCUGGCCCAUUAUCACCACUGAUGCACCAAGAUUCUGCUCAGCUAUAG